Molecule: messenger RNA, 1191 nt
Organism: Zingiber officinale
Lineage: Eukaryota; Viridiplantae; Streptophyta; Magnoliopsida; Zingiberales; Zingiberaceae
Product: ethylene-responsive transcription factor ERF113-like
Exons: 3
Coding region: 384-1085 (233 amino acids)
Biological process (GO): regulation of DNA-templated transcription; ethylene-activated signaling pathway
Molecular function (GO): DNA binding; DNA-binding transcription factor activity
Source: RefSeq, a predicted model, not a curated record
UAAAAUCUAAGAAUAACACUAUUAAGUUUAAUAUAUAUAUAUUCUUACGAUGGAAUAAGGACCAUAUUAUGAAAAAGACAAAUUAGGACUUCUCUCCUCAAACAGCCAAUAAAUUAAAGCAAUCCACCUAGCACUUUGCCUGUUCUUAUCACCAUCUCUCCCCCAACAAGCCUUCCACUACUAUUCAAUCAUCUGCAAACAUCCACUGCAAAUGGGAAGCAGAGGUGUACAUACAGUUGCAGAGCUGAACAAAGAUCUAUAAGGUGGAUCGACGGUAUGGGAAGAGGUCCCUUCCUCCAGACGAGGCACCGGAGGAGAAGGAAGCACGUGAUUUCUUCUCACCGGACUACAUCCCUCACCGCGCCGAGCAGGACGUGUCAGCCAUGGUCUCCGCCCUCGCGCAAGUAAUCAGCUGCUCUCGGCCGCCGGCCACCGGCGAGCUUGCUGAGCCACCAGAUCACCACGCGCUUGGUCGAUCAGGGUCAGGAUCGAUGGACACCGCACCAGCACAAACUACUUCUGAUGAGCAAGGGAACAUCGAGGAAAGGAGACACUAUAGAGGGGUAAGGCAGAGACCUUGGGGGAAAUGGGCAGCGGAGAUCCGGGACCCCAAGAAGGCGGCGCGCGUGUGGCUCGGGACCUUCGACACGGCCGAAGCUGCCGCCAUCGCCUACGACGAUGCGGCCCUGCGUUUCAAGGGCGCGAAGGCGAAGCUCAACUUCCCCGAGCGCGUCCAAAGUCGCACUGGCCGCGGCACCUUCGCGGCGGCGCCCACGGCUUCCGUUGCUCCUCCGUCUCCUGGAGCCUCCCAAUCGUCGCCGGCGGUGACUUUCUACCCGCACUUGGUGCAGUACGCGCAGCUCCUGCAGAGCAGGGACGACGUGGACAUGAGCGGCGCCGUCUACGGCGGCUUCACUUCCUCGUCGUCGACGCCUUAUUCUUCCAUGCAGGAGACGAUAGACUUCUCGUCGCCGGUGCGGCAGUCGCGAUUCGAGAGCUCUUCUUCUUCGUCGUCGAGGCCGUUGCCGUACCAGAAGGAGGAGAAGGAUGAUGAGCGGCAGCGGAAGCGGCCACCGGGCAUAUAAUGAAUGUAUGUGGUUAUGGCACUGACUUUGACUCGGGAUGAAUGAAUGAAUGAAUGAAUGGAUGGACUUAUUAAUUAAUCGAAGAUAUGUGAUCGAGUUGGAUUGA